Molecule: messenger RNA, 966 nt
Organism: Arxiozyma heterogenica
Lineage: Eukaryota; Fungi; Ascomycota; Saccharomycetes; Saccharomycetales; Saccharomycetaceae
Gene: RNY1
Product: ribonuclease T2
Exons: 1
Coding region: 1-966 (321 amino acids)
Biological process (GO): RNA catabolic process
Cellular component (GO): extracellular region
Molecular function (GO): ribonuclease T2 activity; RNA binding
Source: RefSeq, a predicted model, not a curated record
AUGAUAAUGCAAAAUUUUUUACAACUUUUAAGAUACAAAUUCUCUACUUUUGAUGUUCUUUCAAAUUCUUCGCCAAAUAAAGAAGAGUUUUCCCCACACUGUCCGUUAGAUUUGCCGCUAACAUGCCAAAACACAACUCAACAGUUAGAUAGUUGUUGCUUUGAGUAUCCAGGUGGUGUUUUCUUACAGACACAAUUUUGGAAUUAUAGACCUUCCAAACCAGGUUUAAAUGAAACCGAAAUCAUCAGUGAAAUAGGUCCCUUAGACUCCUUUACAGUUCAUGGAUUAUGGCCUAAUAAUUGUUUUGGUUCAUAUGAACAAUUUUGUGAUCCCUCACUAUUUAUUGAUGAUGUAUACUACUUGUUACGUGAAAGCAAUGAUACUAUUCCCUUAUACCAUUUUAUGAAAACUUUUUGGAAAGGUCUUGUUAUUGGAGACGAUGAAUCACUUUGGAUACAUGAAUUCAAUAAGCAUGGUAGUUGUAUUAAUACAAUAAAACCAAGUUGUUAUAGUCGUUGGGAGAAUAUAUCUGCAAUGUCAUUAAGUGAUGAAAAUAUUAUUAACGAGAAGGAAAGAAAGAAUCACAGUGAAAAGAAUAAGUUUAAGAAUAGGGCAGUUAUUGAUUACUUCAAUAUAACAAAAAAUUUAUUUCAAAAAUUAGACACAUAUAAGAUUUUAAAGGAUUCGAAUAUUGUUCCUUCUUUAGACAAAUGUUAUACAAGAGAUGAGAUAUCGAAAGCAUUGAAGAAAGGUUUUGAAAAUCAUGAGGUUUUUUUCAAUUGUAAUAAGGAUAAUGAAUUACAUGAAAUCUGGUAUUUCCAUCACUUGAAAGGAUCAUUAUUAGAAGAAACUUUUAUUCCAAUAGAUUGCUCACAAAACCCACCCUAUUCUAGAUGCAAGAAAGAAGGAAUUAAGUAUUAUCCAAAAGGUUAUUAUCCAUCAAAAGGAACAGAAAAGACAGAAUAA